GUGGCGAUGGGGCGCUGCGCCGGCCGCGCUCGCUGACGGGCGUGCACAGGCGAACCCGGCCGCAGCAUGUACGCCAAGGGGAAGGGCUCCGCCGUGCCCUCGGACAGCCAGGCCCGGGAGAAGCUGGCGUUGUACGUGUACGAGUACCUGCUGCAUGUGGGAGCCCAGAAAUCGGCACAGACCUUCCUCUCAGAGAUCCGAUGGGAGAAGAACAUCACGCUGGGGGAGCCCCCGGGGUUCCUGCACUCCUGGUGGUGCGUGUUCUGGGACCUGUACUGCGCGGCGCCGGACCGCCGGGAGACGUGUGAGCACUCCAGCGAAGCCAAGGCCUUUCAUGACUACAGUGCCGCGGCAGCCCCCAGCCCCGUGAUGGGGAACAUGCCCCCGAACGAUGGGAUGCCAGGAGGACCCAUGCCACCCGGUUUCUUUCAGGGACCUCCGGGCUCUCAGCCAUCACCGCACGCACAGCCUCCACCCCACAACCCCGCCGCCCCCAUGCUGGGGCCCCACAGCCAGCCUUUCAUGUCUCCUCGCUACCCCGGCGGCCCCCGGCCCUCGCUCCGCAUGCCGAACCAGCCGCCCGUGGGGGUCCCGGGUUCCCAGCCGCUGCUGCCCAACAGCAUGGACCCCAGCACGAGAUCGCAGGGGCAUCCGAAUAUGGGGGGCCCGAUGCAGCGGAUGAACCCCCCGCGAGGCAUGGCGGGGAUGGCUCCUCAGAACUACAGCAGCGGGAUGCGGCCCCCACCCAACUCGCUGGGCGGCCCUGGCAUGCCCACCAUGAACAUGGGCCCAGGAGGGCGAGCGCCGUGGCCAAACCCCAACACCAACUCUAUCGCGUACUCCUCCUCGUCACCCGGAAGCUACGUGGGCCCUCCAGGAGGCGGCGGCCCCCCCGGAACCCCCAUCAUGCCCAGCCCAGGAGACUCCACAAACUCCAGCGAGAAUAUGUACACCAUGAUGAACCCCAUCGGGCCCGCUGGGAACCGGCCAAACUUCCCCAUGGGGCCUGGCCCCGAUGGGCCCAUGGGAGGCAUGAACGCCAUGGAGCCCCAUCACAUGAAUGGAUCCUUAGGCUCUGGCGACAUGGACGGGCUGCCAAAGAGCUCACCGAGUAACAUGGCCGGGCUGAGCAACCCGCCCGGGACUCCACGGGACGACGGCGAGAUGAGUGGCACCUUCUUAAACCCCUUCCAAAGCGACAGUUACUCGCCCAGCAUGACAAUGAGCGUGUGAUCGGCUCGGACGUCCCGGCGCAGAGAGCCAGACGCCCCCGCGGUUCUAAACUAUUU
This is a messenger RNA of Gopherus evgoodei (Goodes thornscrub tortoise), 1289 nucleotides long. RefSeq names its product single stranded DNA binding protein 4 (gene SSBP4). NCBI's taxonomy places the organism in Eukaryota, Metazoa, Chordata, Testudines, Testudinidae. Gene Ontology annotation, cellular component: nucleus. Gene Ontology annotation, molecular function: protein binding; single-stranded DNA binding. The record is from RefSeq and is a predicted model, not a curated record. The transcript has 18 exons. The coding region runs from base 67 to 1233 and encodes 388 amino acids. Gene Ontology annotation, biological process: positive regulation of transcription by RNA polymerase II.